AUGGAUCAAAUCUUUGAUGAAUUUAUUGCAGAAUUGGAAAAUAUCGGAGAGGACAAUGGUAACCAACCAAUAGAAGAAGAACAAGGUGUUGUUGUUGAAGUGAUUAAUAGUAGUAGUAAUAGUGAUAAUAGUAGUAGUGGCAAGGAUGAAUUGGAGAGUCAGUUUGCUAAAAUUGCUUGCUCAGGCUGUAGAAAGUCUCACCUUGCUUGUGAUCGUAUCAAACCAUCGUGUUCUGAAUGUAUCAUGAGAAAACGACCUUGUCAAUACAUACCUCCAAAGAAGAGAGGAAGAGUUAAAGGAAAUAAGAAGAAUGACUGUAAUAACUCCUCUUCUUCAUCAUCGUCUCCAUCUUCUUCAACAUCACCAACAAAUACCUCUACAAUAAUAACAACUGUAAAUAUGUCUAACAACAACAAUUCAAAGAAGAAGAAAUUGGCAAUAAUUGCUCCAUCAGCAACAACAAACAAGGAAGCAAAGAGAGCAACAACUAACGGAUUCCAUCCCUAUCUCUCAAAACAACAACAAACAUACUUGACAAGGGAGAGAAACUUGGUGAAAGGAAACAUUCAUCAUGCUAUUGUUAAUUACUUUUUUGACUUUGUGGAUGUUAACUUUGACUUUUUGAGUAGAGAACAGAUGGAGGAAAUUGUGGCGAAUGUUGAUUUAUAUGAGAAAGAAUACUCUGUAAGAACACUGCUUUCUGCUGUGCAGAGUUUGUGUGAACAGUCGAUGAGUCAAACUGAGCGUUCUCUUAAUUCCUUUAGAGAGUCAGUGCACUACUCUUCAUUGGCUCAUCCAGUUGACUUUUGUACAAAGGUUUCCAAGGUUCUCCUUACCAUGUUUACUAUUGGCGAUGGCCAAACUGAAAUGGCUUGGAAUUAUUUGAACUAUAUCAAGGACCUUGAAAACGAUCCAUAUUUGGAUGAUGUAAACAAACUUAAAUUCAAAAUGAUUGCUUCAAAAGGAGAGGCUCAUAUAUCAAUUGGGGAUGAUGAUUUAGAAAAUUCAAAGUUUGUUGGGAAAUCAUUUACCAAAUUUUAUGAUCAUUACGUCAAUGAUAACAAGUAUGAUUCAGAAUCUAUUAAUAAUGGUAUUACUUUAGAAAAUGCAGCUUCUACAUUAUCUCUAAUAUAUUCAGUGAGAGAUUUCCUCUAUAACAAGAUUGCAAAUAAGAAGCUCUCCGAUCCUCAAAAACAAAUCAAGCAUGCCACUAUUGAGCUGAUGCACAAUUACGGACUUUAUUCCACUUUGAAGCUCUUAAAUUUUAAUGCAGAUGGUUUGAAUGAAUUGGUCGAAAAGGUUGAAUUGUUACUCUUUAAUUUUUCAUUGAUACUUCCUCUUUAUUCAUUUCAUAAUUUGGCAGUUUUUGUCCGUCACAGAAUUAACCAAUUUAAUUCUAUUAGAAUUCGAAUAAUUGAAAAAAUAGGACAAGGAAGAAAUAUAAGAUCCAUAUUUGAAGAUGAGGAAGAAAAAAAGUAUUUUGAAAAAGUUUUACAGCACAUCAAGUUGGUGAAUUCAUUCGCAGCUAGAUAUCGUAUGAUACACAGAUUAUUUCCAAGGCUGGUUAGAGAGCUGAACUCAAUCGUCAAGUGGAAGUUUGACUUGCAAAUGACCUGUCUCUCUGCUUGUAUCACAGAUGAAAUGUCCAAUGAAUUGAACAAUGUUGAUAUUACAAACAAGAAGGAAUCAAAUAAGGAUGAAUCUCGCUAUCAAUCAUGUAUUGAAAAGUGUAGAGCAAGCAAUCAUAUUUUCAGUAUUUAG
Molecule: messenger RNA, 1761 nt
Organism: Naegleria gruberi
Lineage: Eukaryota; Heterolobosea; Eutetramitea; Acrasida; Naegleriidae
Exons: 1
Coding region: 1-1761 (586 amino acids)
Biological process (GO): regulation of DNA-templated transcription
Molecular function (GO): zinc ion binding; DNA-binding transcription factor activity, RNA polymerase II-specific
Source: RefSeq, a predicted model, not a curated record